CUCUCGAAUACACUCUAGAUCUAGCAAACCAACAGUUUUUACUGGUUCCAAAAUUUCACGCUUUUCCCUCUCUAAAAAAUAAUUUCUUGAAGUUUGCCAAAAGUUUACUCCCCGCCAAAUUAUGAAGAUCUCCGCAAAGAACAAAAAUACCAUGUUGAAGAACCCGAAAAUUGUGAAGAUAUCUCCCGCAACAGCUGCCAAGAGCUUCGACGUGGCACACGUGUGUAGUGGGGACCUGGAGAGCGAUGGCGGAGUCCGGCUUCCGCCGCUGACGCUCAAGAGUCGGAUAAAGCCAGAGGACGUGGUGGGUGCUCGCUUCCGCCCGGUGGAGGCGAGGUCCAAGGCGGUAGUGCUCACCGAUCGGCAGUUCGAUGCGCACAUGAAGCGGCUGGUGAAGGUUUUCAUGGCCGAGGUAUCCAUUACCAGAGACAUGCGCGAAAUAACCUCCAAGAGGUCGCUGCAGCCAGCCGACCGGCUGCUGUUGCAGGAUCUGGAUAUACUCAAAGGCAAAUUCAGGCACGAGCGAUCCAAUCUGGUGGUGACACUCAGCAUGGACAGCAGACACAGAUCCCAGCAAAGUUCCGCCACGGAAAUCGGAGCUCGAGCCAGCAACAAGAACCAAAUUCCAGACGAAAAACCCUCAGACUCCUCUGACGAUGCGGGACCGUCUACUAGUAGGAUGUCCAAGCUUCUCAAGCGUCCAAUCCAAUCAAGAAAACGAGGAGGAGCGCAACCAAAAGUCACAUCCAAUCCACCAAUCAUCUGCAAGAAUAUCGUAACACCCAUAGAGCUAUCGAAUAAGCUAAUGGAAAAGCUGGUCAAAGGCUGCAAAAGUCCGAUACUUCCCGAGCAAAUAUCCAGGAAACUCCGGCAGAGGUUUGCCCACCCAACUGAAAGUCCAGAAGCCAACGUUCUGCCACCCUCUUCAGUAGAUGCUCCAAAAACUGAUCCAACUAACGCUCCAGCAAGCACUUCAGUGGCCCGUACGGAUAGGGCCAAGUCUAAGGAACUCUCCGCACAUUCAUCUGACAUAUUCUAUGACUUUCCCACAGCAGUAUAUUGAGUAGGGUAGGGACUGCCCCCGACAGUUAUCUUCUUUAAGUGUUGCUUACAAAGGCAGUCUUACGUUCCAGUUUAAGCAAUGUUCUGCACCUUUGUAAUCAAAAUUGAUUGAGGAGAAUAAAUAGUUCAAGUCUGUGUUUGUGAUUGAUCUUCAAU
Messenger RNA from Drosophila obscura, 1218 nucleotides. RefSeq lists its product as uncharacterized. The record is from RefSeq and is a predicted model, not a curated record. Bases 122 to 1063 code for a protein of 313 amino acids. The transcript has a single exon. Lineage: Eukaryota; Metazoa; Arthropoda; Insecta; Diptera; Drosophilidae.